Caenorhabditis bovis is the source of this 933-nucleotide messenger RNA. Lineage: Eukaryota; Metazoa; Nematoda; Chromadorea; Rhabditida; Rhabditidae. The record is from the annotation of a GenBank genome assembly.
AUGAAUUUGAAUUGGGUGGAUCUUCAGGUUUCUGGAUCUGACGGUGUCGAUCUUUACGAGGAAGAGGAGGUCGAGCCGACAUUCAAAGUUGUUCGGCCACAAUUUCCAUUCCCUGAGUCUGAAAUUCCUGGAACAAUCCCACCACCGGUUAAUCCGGAGCCGUCUACAUCGCAGCCUGACCAUAGCUAUGCGAUCAAUUAUUGCGAUAAGAGAGAAUUUCCAGACGAGGUUUUAGCUCAAUAUGACCUUGAGAGGAUCGAUUAUUUCAUUUACAAUACCUCAUGCUCCCACAUUUUCUUUCAGUGUUCCAUUGGUCAGACAUUCAUGCUUCAGUGCACAUCGGAAGAUCAAGCGUUCGACAGAUCGACGGAAAAUUGCAACUUCAAAAACGCGGUCAAAAUAUGUCCCGAAUACGACCACGUGCUUCAUUGCACUGUCAAAGACACUUGUACUGCCAAUGAGUUUGCUUGCUGUGCAGUUCCACAGACUUGCAUUCAUAUGAGCAAACGAUGCGAUGGGCACUCGGAUUGUGCCGAUGGCGAAGAUGAGAACAAUUGCCCAUCAUGCGCGCGAGAUGAGUUCGCCUGUGUGAAAAGCGGUCAUUGCAUUCCGGCGAAUAAGCGAUGCGAUGGUGUUGCCGAUGACUGUGAAGACGGUUCGAAUCUUGACGAAAUCGGUUGUAGCAAAAACACAACUUGCGUUGGCAAAUUCAUGUGCGAUCUUUCGCGCGGCGGCGUUUCGUGCAUUGAUUGGGAAUACCAUUGCGAUGGCAAACAGGACUGUCUCGCCGGCGAAGACGAGAUCAACUGCAAGCAGCAGGAGCGUGCCAAAUACCUUCUCUGUGAGAAUCAGAAGCAAUCUGUCACCAAGGCGCAAUGGUGCAAUGGUGAAAAUGAUUGUGCCGACGGAUCGGAUGAAAAGUAUUGCUAUUAA